Soboliphyme baturini is the source of this 587-nucleotide messenger RNA. NCBI's taxonomy places the organism in Eukaryota, Metazoa, Nematoda, Enoplea, Dioctophymatida, Soboliphymatidae. The record is from the annotation of a GenBank genome assembly.
AUGCACAAUGUAGCCGCGUACUAUCCGAACAUCGCCAGGGUACACAAGCUUGGCUAUUCUCAUGAAAACCGGCCAAUAGAAAUGCUGCAGAUAGGAUACCCGAUUGACAAGACGGACAAGAAAGCGGUAUUCAUCGACGCCGGCAUGCACGCCAGAGAAUGGGCGUCACACUCGACGGCUGUCUACUUCAUCUACAAGCUGGUGUCAAGUUUGGAUACUCGGCCGGAACUACGGAAGUAUAUCAACAACCUCACCUGGUACAUUGUGCCUGCGGUUAACCCUGACGGCUACGAAUAUACGCGGAACAGCACCAGGCCAGAGGUUGACCUCAACCGGAAUUUCAACUUCUUCUGGGGAGAAUACGGCUCCAGCAAAUUUCCUUGCCACGAGACGUACGCCGGUAGGUCGCAGUUCAGCGAGCCGGAGACCAAGGCGAUCAGCAAGUUCCUCUACGAACAUAGGCACAACAUCAAAGCGUAUAUCACGAUGCACACAUAUUCACAGUUAUGGAUCCAUUCUUACAGCCAUAUGGUGCGCACAUACCCUCCGGAUCUGAAGGAGUUGGUAAGCAAAUACCACGAGUAACG